AUGGCGUCCAAUGUAACUGAAGAAGAGACAUUCCAAUGCUCGAAAUGCGUCGAAGUUUUGGAUUUGGCAUCGAGGACGUUGCCAUGUCUUCAUUCUUUCUGUGGGUCGUGCGUGAAGAUGAUUCUUGAAGGAAAUCGCUUGUGUCCCCAGUGCCUCCAGUCUGUGACAGGUGACGAGUUGCGACUGGCACCAUUUUUGGUUAGGUCUUUGAGGCGUCGUCACCUGGAAUCCCGCCAACUGAAUUGUGAUACGUGUUCGGAAGACGGCAAAGAAUUGACCGGCCAGAUUUGGUGCCAGGACUGUCAGAAACUCUUGUGCCAGACUUGCGAGGGAUUUCAUAAGAAAUUCCAAACCAGACACGAGACCAAAAUCUUGUCGGGCGUGUCGAGGGUGGAGGCCAUCCGGGUCAUCACAAUUGAUGACUGUCGACAGCACCGCCAAUCCAAGGACGCCUUUUGCGACCGGUGCAACGUGUGCAUGUGUGACGCGUGUUACGUGAAUCACGUGACUGCCUCACCUCAGUGUCCGUCUCGUCCGCUCUCGGUGAGGGAGGAGGCGUCGAAGGGGAAGGAGAAGGGAGGCCCCACCCUGGAGCGAGAACUCUGCCAGUUUGAAAUCAACAUCCGGGCAACGAACGAGCGAACGAGGCGAUCCAUUGACGAACUGUCAACGGAUUGCGAUACGGAAUGCUCCAAACUCUGGCAAGAUUUUGAGACAUUCAUUGAAGAGACACGGCUCAAGUUGGGAGAGCUGUGCGAAAAUAUGAGAGGGAUGGCGUCCGAACUGGAGAGAAAAUGGCGCCUCUCCCUCAAGGAGAGAGAAGAACUUUUGGGGAAGGUGAAAAUCUGGCGCCACACCUUGGGACAUUUGUUGAGUGACGACACCGACGAUGAGGACGUCGUUUGUGGAUUGAGGUUGGUGGGAGCUGAGCUUUCUGCGCGGCUCCACCAAUCGUUUGCUCCACCCGAUAAAGGACAUUGGUUUGUGACCUUUCCCAAAUGGUGUCACGAUUCCCUAGAGUCACUGAAGAAAGAAAUAAUCGACUGGACAUCCGGGCAUUUGCAAUUGGAAAGUGAAUGCCCUCUGCAAGGAUCGAACCCGUCGUUGAUUUCAUCGAUUGUCGCCAGCGACGAAGACAAUCACGUCUUUGUUGGCGAUUGGGACAGCGAAUCGAUUCUAGAAUUCAGAGAUUCUGGGGAAUUGGUCGGCCAAUUUCCCUUAACGGAUGGAGGAGAGGGAUUCCGCCCCUGGGACAUGUGUCGCCUCCCCGAAGACAUUUUGGUUGUUUGUUGUCCUUGGGGGUCGGGAACGAGGACCCACAAAAUGUCAACCCUCUUCCUCCCCUCACAACAAAAUGUCAGCUCCCCUUCCUCUCUUCCCCCAAAAUGA
Molecule: messenger RNA, 1389 nt
Organism: Acanthosepion pharaonis
Lineage: Eukaryota; Metazoa; Mollusca; Cephalopoda; Sepiida; Sepiidae
Source: the annotation of a GenBank genome assembly